AUGGCAGUGCACGACCACGGCCUCCUGCUGCUGCUGCUGCUUGGCCUGGCUGCACUGGCCCACCCGCCUCCCGUUGCUGCCCAGCCACCGCCUGCUGCCCUCCGUGCCGGCCACACUGUCACCUCGCUGCCCGCCGCUGCUGCUGCGCCACGCACCCGAUACCUUUUGUAUGACGUAAAUCCUCCUGAAGGGUUCAACCUUCGCAGAGAUGUCUAUAUUCGUAUCGCUUCACUUCUAAAGACUUUGCUGAAAAGUGAAAAUUGGGUGUUAGUUCUGCCUCCUUGGGGACGUCUUUAUCACUGGCAGAGCCCAGACAUUCUUCAGGUUCGAAUCCCUUGGUCUGAGUUUUUUGAUAUCCCAAGCCUCAAUAGGAACAUCCCUGUCAUUGAAUAUGAGCAAUUCCUUGCAGAGUCAGGUGGGCCCUUUAUUGAACAAAUUUAUGUCCUGCAAAGCUACGCAGAAGGAUGGAAAGAAGGAACAUGGGAGGAAAAAAUAGAUGAGAGGCCUUGCAUUGAUCAGCUUAUGUAUUCCAAAGACAAGUAUGAGUACUACAGGGGAUGGUUCUGGGGUUAUGAAGAAACACGGGGCCUAAAUGUGUCUUGCUUGUCUGUCCAAGGAUCUGCCUCUAUUGUGGCUCCCAUCCUUUUGAAAAAUACCUCAGCACAGUCAGUGAUGUUAGACAGAGCUGAAAACCUUCUUCAUGACCACUAUGGAGGGAAAGAUUAUUGGAACACCCGUCGAAGUAUGGUGUUCGCUAAACACCUGCGUGUAGUGGGAGAUGAGUUUAGAAACAAGUAUCUUCAAUCCACAGAUAAGGCAGACAGGACUCAUUACAAUGAGGACUGGACACAGAUGAAGGUCAAGAUGGGCACAGCUCUAGGUGGUCCAUACCUUGGGGUUCAUCUCAGAAGGAAAGACUUCAUCUGGGGUCACAGAGAAGAUGUGCCUUCGCUGCAAGGAGCAGUAAAGAAAAUCCGCAGCCUCUUGGAAGCGUAUAAACUUGAAAAAGUUUUCAUAGCCACUGAUGCUGUUGAGGAAGAGAUUGAAUUGCUCAAGAAACUGCUGCCUGAGAUGGUGAGGUUUGAACCUAGCUGGAAGGAGCUAGAACUCUACAAAGAUGGGGGGAUGGCUGUGAUUGACCAGUGGAUCUGUGCACAUGCAAGGUAUUUUAUAGGCACCUCAGUUUCAACAUUUUCCUUCCGGAUCCAUGAAGAAAGGGAGAUCUUGGGAUUUGAUCCAAAAACAACUUACAACCGAUUUUGCGGUAAAAAAGAGAAAAACUGUGAGCAGCCAACUCACUGGAAAAUUGUGUACUAAUAUAUAGAGAAAUUCAAGGACUUUAAUACUCUGGUGAGCUCAAGAGAAUGAGGAAAGACUACAUGCCUUUUACCAAACUACAACUCAGUCCUCUCCCCUCUUCUCUGUGUUUACUUGACAUCUGCGUUUUGAAGCACAAGCAAUAUUCAUCCUUUUAUCCAGACACUGAUGUGAGCAAGGAAAAUGAAGUCAGCCUGGGAUUCAGUUCUCAGCGUAACUAUGAUUACAGAUGAUACCAUGCACUACAAUUAAGAUUUGAAGGCAGAACUUUGUGCUGAAGCUGAGUAAUGAAUCAAGUCAAAGUUCUCUUCGGAGUUCUUAGGGAAGGAGAGGAUCAAAGCUUAACUUCUAUACAUGUAACACAGCUGUGGUCCGUACUCCAUUUCUGUCUUUACCUGAUUGGUUUUUGUUCAGUGUUUGCCUCUCUGCAAGAAGUAUAGCUCAUUUUUGUAAGCUGCACUGUGUGAGUUGCAGAUUGUGCAUAAACUCUGCAGUUCCUUAGGAAAAUCUUCCCUUUUCAACUAGUAAGUUGUGAAUAUUCAAAUUGUCUGAUGCAGUCAAUGCUCAGUAAAAAGAAGAGGGUGUGAUAACUUCUGUGUGAGCGCUAUGCUGCGAGAAGCAUAGCUUCACGUAGCAGUCUCAGUGGGUCUGUGCUGAGAGAGGCACAAAGACUGGUUUUGGAGGGUGGUAAAAUAAGUGUUGUUUCUUAUGCUUUUUCUUCACAGAGGAAGCUUUUCCAUAUUGUCCUCUGAAGGGUGUAUUCAGUUGGACUGAUGCAAAUGUCAGUACCUUUUGGGCAUCACUCAGCUAAGUGACCAUGAUACUUUGCCAGGGAACAUGCUAAAAGACCUUUCAAGUUUUCGUAUCACUUAAAUAGAUCAUCCCAGUAGUUCAUCAAAUGAAUGUUCUGAGUUUCUGCUUUCAGUUUUCAGAAGGGAGCAAAUUGAAGAAAAUUAAAAACAACAAAGGCCACUGGGCCACAAAAUAAUGUGUAUAAGCUGAGCAGUUAGGUACCUUGCAGGUGAUAGUGCACUCCAAUGGAGACAGCUGGCUGGUAGUACAUGGGAGGAGCACUGUGCUACACCACUAGCCAGAGGGAAAGUGCAGCUCCUCUUUGAGAAAUGCUUUUUAAGUAGAAAUUCUAGUUUUUGCAGUCUCCUGCCAUUCAGAUUUGACUGCUAGGAAGUAUUCUCCAUUUUGUGCUUCAGAUGGGUCUUUUGACCUGCAGACGCACAUGGCUCUGUAAAGCAGGAGAAACUUUUUUUCAAAAAUGGACCUGGAGAGAGGUUUCAAGAGGUGAGUCAGAUGUUUUUCCUAAAUUCAGUUUUACUAGGUUGCCUCCCCGUUAGUAGACCCUUCACUUUCUUUUUCCCUUGGCUUGAGCAGGAGCACAGAUAUAACCCUCCUGCACUGUGCUUAGGAUGUUUCAUAGAUGCUUCCAGACAAUGAGGUUGUUUCCUUCUGUGCAACUGCAGUGAAAACUGUGAAGACUUCUCAGACAGUAGUAGCAACAGAUACCCUGUUCUUACCAGCUGUUUAUUUAUCUCCUUGUUGCAGCUGAGUCUCUCUGGUGACAAAGUGGGGAACCCAACUAAAAGCAGUGCCUUUGCCCACCAAGUCAAAUGUUCUCGUUUAGCCUGUUUGCCAUAUAAAGCAAUGGUAACAUCUUACAUGUAAGGAGUACCUCCGUUCGUUGAGGAAAAAAUAAAAAGCUUUCUAGCAUUUUA
Messenger RNA from Cygnus olor (mute swan), 3044 nucleotides. RefSeq names its product protein O-fucosyltransferase 2 (gene POFUT2). The record is from RefSeq and is a predicted model, not a curated record. Lineage: Eukaryota; Metazoa; Chordata; Aves; Anseriformes; Anatidae. The transcript has 9 exons. Bases 1 to 1317 code for a protein of 438 amino acids. Gene Ontology annotation, molecular function: peptide-O-fucosyltransferase activity. Gene Ontology annotation, biological process: protein O-linked glycosylation via fucose.